Molecule: messenger RNA, 1181 nt
Organism: Menidia menidia (Atlantic silverside)
Lineage: Eukaryota; Metazoa; Chordata; Actinopteri; Atheriniformes; Atherinopsidae
Source: the annotation of a GenBank genome assembly
AGAGGGGGAACAUGAAAUGUGUCUGUAGGACCUCCAGCAUUCAAAGCUCCUGCAAAUCGGAACAAGUUGGAAAUAUUUUCUUUCUCCUUCAAGUGUAGCCACCUACCCAGUCUAUGUAGAAGAAUGAGAGGAAAGACCCUUUUGCUCCCUAUGACUCUAAUGUCUGUGAUGAUGAGUUUAUUAACACCAUUUUCAUAUGGGCAACACAUGACAGAAGAUUCAUGCACUGUUCAGAUCCUGGUCCCUGGACUCAAAGGAGAACCAGGAGAUAAAGGACAAAAAGGAGCCCCAGGCAGACCGGGAAGACUUGGCCCACUAGGAGAGAUUGGGGAACCUGGACUCAAAGGACAGAAAGGCAUAAUGGGGCGCUAUGGAAAAUUUGGGCCAAAAGGAAUGAAAGGUGCUAAGGGAGACAUGGGUGAGCCUGGUCCAAGAGGCCCUAAUGGAGAUCCCGGUGUUCCCUGUGAAUGCACACCAAUGAGAAAGAUGAUCGGAGAGAUGGACAUUGUUGUGGCCCAGCUAUCCUCAGAGCUGAAAUUCAUUAAAAAUGCUGUUGCUGGCAUAAAGGAAACAGAUAGCAAGGUCUAUCUGUUGGUGAAGGAGGAGAAGCGAUUCGCAGAUGCUGAGGUCUACUGUCAGACGAAGGGAGGGCAUCUGGCCAUGCCGAAGGAUGAGGGGGCCAACACAGCCAUGGCAGGAUACAUAACCGAAGCGGCCCUGAGCAGGGUCUACAUUGGCAUUCAUGAUCUUGAUCAUGAGGGCGUUUUUAUUUAUGUGGACCGUUCUCCCAUGACCACCUUUAGCAAAUGGAGGAAAGGAGAGCCCAAUAAUGCCUAUGACAAUGAGGACUGUGCUGAGAUGGUGGCCUCCGGAGAGUGGACUGACGUAUCAUGCCAGCUCACAAUGUACUUCAUUUGUGAAUUUGACAAAGAAGCUAUCUGAGUUCAGUCAAGAACUGUUCUACUGUUUGUAGCUUCCACCUGUAAAUACAACAUGACAUUUUCUUCAUCUUAUGGGCCUUACAGGCUAUCUAUUGUCUGAGCUUACAAAAUGUUUUGUAAUGUGUUGUACUCGUCACAAUUAUUUUUGUCAUGCUCACAUUCCACAGUUCCUUGACACUUCAUAAUGGCAUUGCAUAAUAAGUUAUGUGGCAGUUAUCAUACAAUAAAAGUGGAUAGACA